AUGGCGACCAAACGUAUGGUGUAUGUUGGUGGUUUAGCAGAAGAAGUCGAUGAAAAGACACUUCAUGCAGCCUUGAUUCCGUUUGGAGAUAUCACAGAUGUACAAAUACCUUUAGAUUAUACAACGCAGAAACAUAGAGGCUUUGGGUUUGUCGAGUUUGAACUGCCUGAAGAUGCUGCAGCCGCUAUAGGUAACACGAGUUUUUUAUUCAAAUCAGCUGCAGUGAAGUACAUUUUUGUACGAGGAAUGUGUUAUGUACUUUAUACGUUUGCGUUUGAUAUGAAAGCAGACAAUGUUUCAAAGUUUUUUGUGACAGUUUUAAGUAAUAACUAUUUUUUCAUGCAUUUAUAGAAUUAUACUAUUAUAGUCAUGGAAACUAAAUUUUGUUUUUAAAUCUAAUUUCAGUGCUGAGAUCCUGCAUGAUAUUGUUCUUUUGUAUUUCAAAUGGGAAUUGCACUCGAGUUAGAUAAGGCUCGCGUGUUAAUAAUCUAAUGUUUGAUUUCCUUGUAUAGUAUUAUAGUGUUUAAUUUAAUAUUCAUUAUUUAUUUAGACAACAUGCAUGAGUCAGAAUUAUUUGGUCGAACUAUCCGAGUCAAUCUAGCGAAGCCAAUGAGAGUAAAAGAGGGGUCAUCACGGGCAAUUUGGAAAGACGAUGCUUGGAUGUCAAAACAUGUUGGGGAGACGCUUGAAUUAGAUAAGAAUAACAAGAAUGCUGAUUCAACCACUGCAGAGUCAGGCGAGAGUGCCAACAACAGCGAAACCAAGAGAAAUUAUAGAGUAUUUUUUGAUAUAAUGAUUGCAGAUCGUUCUGCAGGACGAAUCACUAUGGAACUACGUAAUGACGUGGUCCCGAAAACUGUUGAGAACUUCCGUUGUCUUUGCACAGAAGAGAAAGGGUUUGGGUAUAAGGGUAGUCCAUUUCACCGAGUUAUCCCACAGUUUAUGUGUCAGGGGGGUGACUUCACUAAAGGAAAUGGAACAGGGGGAAAAUCUAUUUAUGGGAAAAAAUUUGAAGAUGAAAAUUUUGUCCUCAAACAUACAGGACCAGGGAUGCUCUCAAUGGCUAACUCAGGGCCAAAUACCAAUGGCUCACAGUUUUUUAUAACAACAGAAAAAACAGACUGGCUCGACAACAAGCAUGUGGUUUUUGGCAGCGUUAUCGAUGGUAUGGAUGUUGUCAGGAAAAUGGAGGCUACUGGCUCUGCUUCAGGAAAGACAAGUAAAAAAAUUGUGAUUGAAAAUUGUGGACAACUUUGA
This is a messenger RNA of Paramuricea clavata, 1257 nucleotides long. NCBI's taxonomy places the organism in Eukaryota, Metazoa, Cnidaria, Anthozoa, Malacalcyonacea, Plexauridae. The record is from the annotation of a GenBank genome assembly.